Molecule: messenger RNA, 429 nt
Organism: Brassica rapa (field mustard)
Lineage: Eukaryota; Viridiplantae; Streptophyta; Magnoliopsida; Brassicales; Brassicaceae
Product: MATH domain and coiled-coil domain-containing protein At3g58410-like
Source: RefSeq, a predicted model, not a curated record
AUGGAAAGCAUAGAUGUUAAUAGGUUUCAAGUUUAUCCUUCUCAAGUACAAUCAGUGAGGCUUAUAUUUGAAAGACACCCUGAAACUGCAGUAGAAUUCCGCGCAAAGAACCAGCAUCUGAGGACAAGAUAUAUAAACUUCCUGCUUAGCUUAAUCGAGACGCUGUACCAGCCACUUCAGGAGCUUUCCAGUGAAGAUCUAGUGGAAGCGGACAUAGCCUUAACGUACUUGAAAGAUGUGGGAUUUAAGGUGGAUUGGUUGGAGAAUAAUCUGGACCUACUAAAGGCAAGGAAGGAGAAAGAGAGGGCUUGCGAGGCACGAGUACAAGAAAUGGAGGUACAACUUCAUGACUUGAAGCAUAAGUUUGAGAUUGAAAAGGCAGAGUUGUCUGCAGCUAGAGCUCCUCUCUCCUUUGAUGAUUUUGUUUGA